Sporothrix brasiliensis 5110 is the source of this 1218-nucleotide messenger RNA. RefSeq lists its product as uncharacterized. Gene Ontology annotation, molecular function: triacylglycerol lipase activity. The coding region runs from base 1 to 1218 and encodes 405 amino acids. Lineage: Eukaryota; Fungi; Ascomycota; Sordariomycetes; Ophiostomatales; Ophiostomataceae. Gene Ontology annotation, biological process: lipid catabolic process. The transcript has a single exon. The record is from RefSeq and is a predicted model, not a curated record.
AUGGUACGCCGCAUCUCGCCAGCCCGUGCAGGCGCGCUCGCCCUCGGCCUUGCUGCCGCGCUCUUUGCACCCCCGACCCUCGCCCAGGAUGCGCCGCCCGCCUGCCCGGCUCCCCUGCCCGUCGGCCCUAGCAGCACCGCUUUCUACACACCGCCGGACUCGCUGCCCGACAGCGACCACGGCUCCGUCGUCUGGUACCGCGGAUACACCGACGGCGUCUCCGCCAUUGCUGGCGGCACCAACAUUUUGGUACUGUACACCCAGGAGGGCGUCCACGGCAACACCGUGGCCACGUCGGGCUCCAUUGUCAUCCCCGACGGCGACGCGCCACACGGCGGCUGGCCGGUCGUCACCUGGGCCCACGGCACCACCGGCAUCGCCGACCAGUGCGCGCCCACCAUCAACGACCCGCCCUCGGACGCCGACACGCGCGACAAGCUGCUGGGCGGCUGGGUCCGCAAGGGCUAUGCGGUCGUGCGCACCGACUACGAGGGCCUGGGCACGCCCGGCGACCACCCGUACCUCAUCGGGCCCUCCGAGGGCCGCGCCGUGCUCGACAUUGUGCGCGCCGCGCGCCAGUUUGACGCGCGCAUCAGCGCGCGCGUCGUCAUCGCGGGCCACUCGCAGGGCGGCCACGCGGCGCUCUGGGCCGCGUCCCUGGCGCCCGCGUACACGCCCGAGCUCGACGUGCGCGCCACCAUCGCCUUUGCGCCCGCCAACAGCCUCGAGUCCGAGGUCCCGCUGCUCGACGCCGUCGGCAACACCACCGCGCUCUCCGGCACCGUCGCCCUCAUCGUGCGCGGCCUCAGCAUCGCCAACGCCUCCCUCGACGUCGUAGACAUCAUGACCCCCGACGCCGCCGCCCUCUACCCGCAGACCCUCACCGCGUGCUCGGCCGCCCUCGACGACCCCACGUCCUUUGGCGGCCUCGGCGCCAACGACCUCGUCCAGGCCCACGCGCGCCUCGCCGACGUCCUGGCCCAGCUCAAGGACAACGACCCGACCUACCUGACCGGCAUCCCCCAGCCCGUCCUCGUCCUGCAGGGCUCCGCCGACACCACGGUCUUCCCCUUUACGACGGCCGCCAUGGUCAAGAACCUGAAAGCCGGCGGCGUGGACAUUGUCGAGCAGGUCUACACCGGCGCCACGCACAUGACUGUCAUUGACGCCGCCAUGGCCAACGCCACCGACUACCUUGUCAGUGUGCUUAGCCCGUAG